ACUCGGCGAACGCUCAUCUUCCUACCAACAACAAUCGCAGCAAUGUCAGGACAACAAGGAUACGAUGUCGUUGUGGAUGUUGAUGCAGAAGGAGAUCUAGGCCAUACCGACCUGAACGACGACCUCGAAUUCCACAACUCCACAUUCGACUCAAGUCAGAACGCGCCGCGCGCAAAGGUCCAGCCCGACCAACAAUCCUCCUUCCUCGGUGGCCCCUCUCGCCAACCAUCCUCCUCCUCGAAACGAUACCUCUGGUCGAUAGCCUUCUACCAGCAAUUCUUCGACGUCGACACGAAUCAAAUCCUCCACCGAUGCCAAGCCGCCCUAUACCCACGCCAAAACUUCCUCGAUAUCUUAGAUGGCAACCCUGAUCUCUACGGUCCCUUUUGGAUUGCGACAACGGUGGUGGUCAUUCUGUUCUUGACAGGGACGAUCAGUCAAUAUCUGGCGACGACAGGCAAGACGCACUUUGCGUAUGACUUCAAGCUUUUGUCAGGAGCGGCGGGAUUGAUCUAUGGAUACACACUGGUCAUCCCUCUGGCGCUAUGGGGAGUGCUGAAGUGGUUCGGAAGCGAGAGCGCGAAUGUGUUGGAAUGUUGGGCACUCUACGGCUACGCCAACCUGAUCUGGAUACCCGUGGCGCUGGUGAGCUGGUCACCACUGACUGCAUUGAACUUCGCCUUCGUUGGGAUUGGUUUUGCGCUCUCGGCCGUGUUCCUCUUUAGAAACUUAUAUCCCGUGGUCUCUGCCACUGACGCGAAAACGUCGCGUGUCCUGCUCGUGCUUGUUGUUGCACUCCACGCUGGUCUCGCGAUUGCAGUUCAGAUCUUGUUCUUCGCACAUGGAAGCCCAGUCGCAGACAAGCCAGACGCUCCUGCGAAGCCGGAGGACCCCGCGGAGCAGGCUGCCAGGAUGCUCUCGAGAUUCUAG
This is a messenger RNA of Zymoseptoria tritici IPO323, 930 nucleotides long. RefSeq lists its product as uncharacterized. Gene Ontology annotation, molecular function: small GTPase binding. Bases 43 to 930 code for a protein of 295 amino acids. Gene Ontology annotation, cellular component: Golgi apparatus; membrane. Gene Ontology annotation, biological process: vesicle-mediated transport. NCBI's taxonomy places the organism in Eukaryota, Fungi, Ascomycota, Dothideomycetes, Mycosphaerellales, Mycosphaerellaceae. The record is from RefSeq and is a predicted model, not a curated record. The transcript has 5 exons.